ACUGUAGCAGGUGAGACCGAGAGAGGCCGAGAGGGCGAUCUUUCUAGUUUUGAGUCCUGCACUCCUGCGUAUUAAGUGCUUUCUUAUUCAACUAAAGAUCAACAGGAGGCAGUGAUGGAUCCUUCCUAGUUUCGACAAAGAAUCGUGGACGAAACAGAAACAGUCUUGACCUUCUUUUGUUAAUUGUUGAUUUAGUUCACAUUUAUCACAUCUUUUUUUUUUUUUUUUUCUGUUAUUAUUUUUAAUCUUCAUAUAAAACACCAACCCCAACUACUCCGUUUCUUCUCCACACCCAUUUGUUACAGUUUCCAGAUUCCCCUAAUAUUUUCUUCUAGUAUAGUUUAUUUCUUUCUUUCUUCAGUUUCCGUUUCUUUUCUUUGCAUCUUCUUCAUGAUUUCUGUUUCUUCUCGUUUCCAGACAUAAUCACGAGUAAUACGACCAGAUGGUCCAAACCCCAUCUGGGUUUCCUCCUGAAUUAAUCGCAGAAUCUCCAAUCGUUUUCAAAGACCGUUGAGGGCAGAUGGGUAUGUGUAGAUAGAUAGGAAAGAGACGUGGAAACGGAAAGCGAAAGGGAGAUAAUCUGAUAAAGCCCUCUUCUCCUAUUUUCAAUUCUUUAUUUCCUUAUUGUUAUAAAUUAAAAGAAAGCAGAAGAAGUAGUUGGUUCCUGUUCAGUAUGCACAGAUCCGGAGCUGUAAUGGCUUGGAAUGUGUUCAAGUUCUGUACGGCCCUUCGUGGGCUUGGCUCCAUAAUGAUCCUAUUGGUCCUAGGAAUCGUUGGCGUUACCUAUUAUGCUGUCGUCCUUACAAACUAUGGUCCUGCUUUGUACGAUGGUGGUCUUGCUUCUGCCAACGCCCUUGCUGUAUUGCUCUUGUUUCAUGGUCUGUUGGGGAUGCUUCUAUGGAGCUACUUUUCUGUUGUUAUAACUGAUCCUGGUUCUGUUCCACCAAAUUGGAGGCCUGUUAUGGAUGAGGAAAGAGGAGAGGGUGAUCCAUUAACAGGUACUGAUUAUGGUGGUACAGGCACAGGUGUGCAGCAGUCAGGAUUGCUAUCUGACCCAGUGAAUCCAAGAGUCCGGUACUGCCGCAAGUGCAACCAGCUGAAACCACCUCGUUGUCAUCACUGUUCUGUUUGUGGGAGGUGUGUUUUGAAAAUGGACCACCAUUGUGUUUGGGUUGUCAAUUGUGUUGGGGCUCUAAAUUAUAAAUAUUUCCUUCUCUUCUUGUUCUACACAUUUCUUGAGACAACUCUGGUAACUUUGUCACUAUUGCCGCAUUUCAUAGCAUUUUUCAGUGAUGGAGAGAUUCCUGGAACACCUGGAACCCUUGCAACAACUUUUCUUACAUUUGUUUUGAACUUGGCAUUCGCAUUGAGUGUUAUGGGCUUUUUGAUCAUGCACAUAUCAUUGGUUGUUGGUAAUACGACCACCAUUGAGGCUUAUGAGAAGAAAACCAGUCCUAAGUGGCGAUAUGACCUUGGUCAAAGGAAGAAUUUUGAACAGGUGUUUGGGAUAGACAAAAUAUAUUGGUUUAUCCCUGCAUAUUCAGAAGAGGAUCUAAGACGGAUACCAGCACUUCAGGGGCUUGAAUAUCCAUCAAAGCCUGAUCUGGAUGCCCAGGAGUUCUAGAAUUAUGAACAGCAAGAAUUGUGGACUUCCAUUUCUAUUUUUUGGUUGUGAAAAAGGAUCUAGUGCCUCCCCGUAAACAUGUUGCUACUUCUUGCAAACAGAGAUGAGGAAUGUUGCAAGUGUGGACCUGUAUAAGUUAGUACUCGGACAUCUAUACUAGCAUCAUCAAGAAGAAUAGCAGAGAGGAUUCCUGAUCUCAUUGUGAAGAACAAGCUCAAAGCAGGGAAUUGUGUGGGAGAUGGGGAUGGUUUUUCUGUGACAAUAUAUUUAUUUCAUGUUCUGUAUGGGGGUACUGUUGAAUCAUAAAAGAAGGGUUGUAGUUGUACUCCAUGUCUGGAUUAGAGGACCGUGCCUAUUAGCAGGGAGAUCAUGAUAGUGGCAAAAAUCAGGUCAGGGACAUAUCAUACCUGAUGAAGGAAAUUUCAGAGUGUACACACAUGGUUCAUUAUACCUACAUAUAAUAGAACACCAAAGCCAGAUACUUUUUUUGAUA
Molecule: messenger RNA, 2117 nt
Organism: Macadamia integrifolia
Lineage: Eukaryota; Viridiplantae; Streptophyta; Magnoliopsida; Proteales; Proteaceae
Product: probable protein S-acyltransferase 14
Exons: 7
Coding region: 674-1624 (316 amino acids)
Biological process (GO): protein targeting to membrane; peptidyl-L-cysteine S-palmitoylation
Cellular component (GO): Golgi apparatus; endoplasmic reticulum
Molecular function (GO): protein-cysteine S-palmitoyltransferase activity
Source: RefSeq, a predicted model, not a curated record